This is a messenger RNA of Symsagittifera roscoffensis, 6638 nucleotides long. Its product is annotated as transient receptor potential cation channel subfamily M member-like 2. Gene Ontology annotation, cellular component: plasma membrane. Gene Ontology annotation, biological process: calcium ion transmembrane transport. The transcript has 30 exons. Gene Ontology annotation, molecular function: ligand-gated calcium channel activity. The record is from RefSeq and is a predicted model, not a curated record. Lineage: Eukaryota; Metazoa; Xenacoelomorpha; Acoela; Convolutidae. The coding region runs from base 816 to 6179 and encodes 1787 amino acids.
UCUUCUGGGAAACAGUUUGGUAUGUAAUAUUUGUUAAGAGAAACAAUUGAUGGCGAUGUUUUGUAUAGCUUGGCUUGGUUGUUCCUCUGACUUUUUUUGUGGUUUGUGGGAACUUUUGGGAAAGUUUCGUGGAAAGGGGUGGUCGAAUUCCCACUUAAGCCGCCUUUGCUUUGGUAUUUUUUUUUCUCAAAAAGUCGCUGUCAUUUUAUGCGUUCUUUUCUUUUUUAAUGGUUCUUAACAAUCACAGGUUUAACAACCCUUUAUGCACUCGAAAUGUCCGAAGUUUUCCCAGUGCCAGUCAAUUGUAUUGAAUGUAAAUUGUAGGGCAUGCGUAGUUAGAUCAAACCAUUGACAUAGUGUUACAUCUAUUUAUUUUUUAAAGUUGUAUUCAAGCUAUUUCGUAUUUUCGAUCAGUUAUUCGUAGCUUUUCAUUUUUUCCCGCAAGUUGUGCCAAUAAAUGAUUUCAACUAAAAAAAUCCGUUGCCGUUGAUGAGUGUGAAUUAUAUUAUACUCAAAGCGUCGGUUGUUGAUUAGAUAUUUACAAUCGUGCGUUUGGUUUUUGGAAAAUUUGCUUGCUUUCGCGGUCAGCAGAUACUAUCCAAUCGUCAGUCGCUCAAAAACGUUGCAACCGUAGUUUGCAUGGAAUUGGUGUUGCAUAUUCCAUUGUUAUUGCUCUGUACAAACACCUGUCUAUGAAUACAAUAGUUAUAUUUUCCAUCUUUUAAAACAGUUUACUACGCACUGUACUACGCUUGCUUCGUUUCCUAUGGAAUAAUUUCUUCUUCGUUUAUCUCGCUAAUGUGGUUCAAAUCGACAUGGUGUCUGAAAUUGUAUCUGAUAAAUCUUCUCCUCGAGUGUCGAGAAAAUCUGUUGCCAAACCACAGCGAGUUACCUUUUCCAAUAGAACAUUCAACACAAAGCCACCUUUGCCGAAUAUUAAUUCAAGCCCAACGUCCAAUUUUUCUUCUCUUGCAGCCUCGAAAGGAAAACAGAAUUCGCCUGUUGUUGACUUCAUAAAAGCGAUUGAACUUCGUCCUGUUUUGUGGUCGGUUGACGAUGCUCAGUAUGACAACACGCAGAAGAGAGAAGAGGCGUGGAGAGAGAUAGCAGAGUUGUUUCAUUCUGAAGUCGAAGAAGUGAGUUCGCGAUGGCGUCAGCUUGCGACCAGGUACGAAAUCGAAUGCCAUAAACUCAAUUCAAAACAGCGGCAGCAGAAAACACCCAAAUGGUUUCGAUCCAAGGGUGCAAAUGCCAGCUCACCCGGUUGGGGAGGGAGUUCGAAUUCUUCAGCCUAUUCUUCGUUCUCGUGGGGGUCAUCGUGGCCACUAAUGAAGCACAUGUGUUUCCUGGCUAACAGUGCGACUGAGUUGACCCAGUUGAUUGCCAGACAAGUGGCAGAGAAUCAAAUCUCCGACAUCAAAAAUGAUUUCCAAUUCAAAAGAAGGGAAUGCUUCGUGUUCAUUCCAGAUGAAAAAGCCCCACCGGAAUCUGGUAUUUGUGCUUGUGGGCGUCACGUAGACAAGCAUGCGAAGACGCGAGAUAAUUUGACGAAUGCGGAACAGGGCGUUAAAUGGUCGGCUAAAGAGCACACAAAGGAAGAGCCGACUAACUCAUUCGGAGAAAUACACUUCUCAGGCACCGCCACAAACCGAACUGCUCAUUACAUCCGAGUAUCUACGGACACGAAUGUGCAUCGCCUAGUGGAGUUUGCAUACAAGCACUGGAAGCUGCCCCAGCCUAAGAUGAUAAUAUCAAUCACUGGUGGAGCAGGGGAUCUCAAGAUGGACAAGAAGCUCAAAGAUGGGCUCAAAAAGGGACUCAUGAAGGUGGCCGUCUCCACUGGUGCUUGGAUAGUGACUGGCGGGUCCAAUGCGGGUAUCAUGAAGCUGUGUGGAGAGGCAGUACACGAUUACAUUCUGGCCCAUGGGGAGAAGGACAACUCCCUUGUGACUAUAGGAGUGGCCACUUGGGGUGUAAUCACCAACAGACACACUCUUGUUAGCAAAGAUGGCAAUGGGAAUUUUCCGGCAGAGUACAGUGGCAAAGUAUCGGAGAAGGAGAAACAACUGUACCGUGCGACGAGGGGUCAGAAUCUGAUCGAGUGCCACCUAGACCCCCACCACACCCACUUUGUGCUGGUGGAUGACGGGAGUGAGGGCCAGUUUGGGAAGGAAAUGGCCAUCAGAGGAGAGAUGGAGGCUGAGAUAUGCAAGAAUGAAAUUCAUGGCAAAGCGGCAGCAGCUGGCAAUUCUGAUCUAGAUGGAGCAACGGCAUCUGUGGAAGAUGAGCUCAAAGUUCCAAUCGUCUGUGUUAUGGUGGAAGGAGGCCCUGGAACCCUAAACACAGCUGUGGAAGCACUGAAACACGAAACACCUGUAGUCAUUGUGGAGGGCAGUGGCAGGUGUGCGGAUGCAAUUGCGUACGUCUACCAUAAAAUGAAGAAGAGAACAGUCCAAUCAUCUGCAGAUACAAACUCAAAUGAAGCUCAAGAGGAAGAGUACGGGAUUGAUCCGCAAGAGGCAGAACAGGUGUAUAAAAAGACAUGUGAGAUCCUGGGUGUGAAAGAAGAGCAGGGCAGGAUGUUCUACGACAAUAUCCUUUUCUGUGUCGGUUGCAGGAGUCUCCUCACUGUGUUCAAACUAGACGGCAGGAGGACUUCAACGAGAGACAUUGAUAUCGCUAUCCUCAGAUCACUACUCAGUGUGAGCUCGAACAAGUUCGAGCAACUGAAGUUGGCGUUAGCCUGGAACAGACUGGAUAUCGCCAAGUCAGAGAUAUUCUCCCUUGACCAGAGUCAGUCUCUCAUUAGUAUAGACCAGCUGCAGCAGCUGAUGUACCAGGCUGUGUUGUCUGCAAAAGUACAAUUCAUCCAGCUUUUCAUAGAACAGGGCGUCAUCCUCAAGGAGUGGCUCACUCCUAAAGUGCUGCAUGAGCUAUACGUCAAGUCUUUUGCAAAGUCCGGGUUCCUGAAGAAAUAUCUCAAUCAAAGAAUUGGCUCGACUCCGGGAAAUUUCCAGAUGAAAAUGAUCGGAGAGUUGCUUCGAGAUUUCGUUGGAGCAAAUUACAGUGCAUUGUACUUCGAUGAGAAAUAUUCCGAUCUGAAAGGCGCGAAUGCAAAGCCAAACGAAAAGUUUCUUAAUGCGACUCGUGAACUGUUCCUGUACUCGGUGCUCCUCAUGAAAUAUGACAUGAUGCGCUUCUUUUGGGAAGAAGGAACGGAACAGAUCGCAGCCGGUCUCUUUGCCAGUAUCAUCCUUAGACGCAUGGCAUCCCACCCUCUUCUGAUGAAUGACGUCGACCAACAAGAUAGACUCACAGCAUGUGCGGACGAAUACGAAGCACUGGCCAUCGGAAUCCUGAAUCAGUGCCAGGAAGACAACGACGACCAGACCCAGAAGAUUCUAAUCAGGGAGCAGCCCUCUUUUGGGAAGCUGACUUGUAUCGAUUUGGCAGUGGUGGCAGACAGCAAGCGGUUCAUUGCUCAAACCGGUUGUCAGGGUCUGCUGAAUUCUAUCUGGAUGGGCAGGAUGCAACCAUACAAUUCUAUGAAAACAUUCAUCUUUGCUCUCUUCUUUCCUCCUCUCAUUCUGACUUCAAUCUACUUCACAAACGACACCAGUCCCGAGGAGAGACAAAGAGGAGUGGGCGGGGCAGAUGGAAAGACACUCAGCCGCCGGAGCACAGUUCCAUCCGUGGCCAAGAAACAGAGUACAAAGCAGAUUGCUACUAGUACUAUGAUGUUCGGAGAUGACUCCAAUUUGAUAAUAGGAAAGACCGGAACAAGGUUGACUAAGUUGGAGAGGAUUAUCAAGUUCUACAAUGCACCAAUCACAAAGUUCUCGCUCAAUUUCGGGUCCUACUUGAUAUUCCUGGCUCUGUUCUCCGUGUUUGUCCUCAAUCAAUACCCCCUCGGAGAAAUCAACGGAUACGAGUCACUAAUCUGCAUUUGGGUUUUCAGCUUCGCUCUUGAAGAGUUCAGACAACUUCUGAUUGAAGAAUCUGAGCGCAUGUCGAAAAAACUUUUGAGCUAUGUGACCAGUUUCUGGAACCUGCUAGAUCUCGGAGGCCUCAGCUUGUUCUUGGUCGGACUCAUUCUAAGAGUGGUGGCAUUCCGCUUCUUGGAGGGAGAAGGUGAAGAGGACGCGGAUACGAGGAGGCUGCUGAUCGAGUGGGCUCACACUUCUUACGUGUUCAGUUUGGUAAUUUACUAUAUCCGACUGACUCACACGUGUUCGGUGUCGAAACAACUCGGACCUAAAGUCAUCAUGAUUGCUAAAAUGAUUCAAGACCUGGCCUUUUUCCUUUUCAUCCUAUUUGUGUUCCUGGUCAGUUAUGGAGUGGCUCUGCAGGCCAUCAUGUUUCCGAAUGAGACCAGCUGGAAAAAGAUCAUCCAGGGUAUUUUCUACUACCCUUACUGGCAGAUGUUCGGAGAGCUCUUCCUAGAAGAGAUAGGAAACACUGACAAGAUAGGCGACGAGGAGAGGUGUCAGACAUACAAUGGGACCUUGUCCUCCAGACCCGCCAGUACCCUGUACUGCGAGUCACCGGAGCAUGUGGACAGAGUGACGUCCUUCCUCUUAGUUCUCUAUCUUUUCUUCACUAACAUCGUGCUGCUCAAUCUCCUAAUUGCAAUGUUCACUUAUACGUUCGAGCAAGUUCAGGAAAAGACGGAUCUUUUUUGGAAGUUUCAUCUCUACGAGCUGAUCAAGGAAUACUUCCAGCGACCUGCCCUUCCUCCUCCGCUGAUCCUGAUCCAACAUGUCUACUUCUUCAGUAAAAUCAUCCUGAGCAAGUGUACCGCGAAGGUGAAGAUGCCGAACUACAACUUCAAAAUGCGCAUCCAGGAAUCCCCCAUCAUCCAGCAACUCAUCAAGUGGGAGGAUCUUAACGCCGAAGAGUACAUAAGAGAGUUGGACAGAGGAGAGCGGGAGAAGCUGGAGUACCAUGUGAGACAUGCAGAGAGUAAUACUGAGAAGAUCUUGGCCAGUCUGGUGGACCCCAUGAACGAGGACGACAGCACCAGUCUAUCUGAAAGGGUGUCCACAUUGGAGUCGAAGAUGGACACAGUUGGCAAGCAGUUGGAGUACAUGAACUCGAUGAUGCAGUUCGUGGCAGAUAGUGUGAGCAAGGGCAGAAGUGGACCACAGAGACCUCCUCCCCCAUCCACUGAACUCUUCUCCUCAUCAGAAUCACAAAAUCCUGCACGUCCCGACACUGUCAAGACAGUCCAGCCAGCAGCAGUAACAGCAGCCGCUGUUCCACCUACAGAUCAGAGCAAACUGGCUCCGAAAAAACCAGUCGGGCCCAAACAUGUGAAGGCCCUCAAACCAGAUUACUACGAAGUGAGACGCAUGGAGGUGCCGAGUUCUCUGAUUCCGUGGGAGAAGGUUUGGUUCGAAUAUGAACCGCCGAACUAUACACACCCGUUGGUGCUUGAGGGACCAGCCUGGGCUGACCUAGACUUCUCAAGUCCAGAAUUUGCUAGUCAGAAGAAACUAGUGCCAUGGAACAAGUGGGACACACUGAAGAACGUUGAUAGACGCAGUUUCACUGGCUUCUACUCACUUGGCAAGGAUGACUUGUUGCCGCGCAACCCAGUAGGACGCACCGGCCUCAGAGGCAGGGGAUUACUGGGAAGAUGGGGACCCAACCAUGCAGCUGACCCUAUCGUUACCAGGUGGAAGUUGGAUCCGAAUGGCAAUCAAGUAAUGAAGAAGGGCAAGCCUUUGUUGGAGUUUGUGGCCAUCACGAGAAAGGAUACUGGAGAAGUCGCCAUACCAGGGGGUAUGGUGGACCCUGGGGAGGAGGUGUCUGCGACUCUGCUGCGUGAGUUCAUGGAGGAAGCUGUGAGCUUCAAGAUAGAGCAGGCUCAUUCUUCCUCCCUCUCCCAACUGAACAGGGAGCAGAGGCUGAAGAAGAUCAAGGACCUCUUCUUCAAACACGGCAGAGAGAUCUACAGAGGGUAUGUGGAUGAUCCGCGUAAUACAGACAAUGCGUGGAUGGAGACAGUGGCUGUCAACUUCCACGACCAGGACGGAAAACUCAAAGACAGCCAGCUGCAGGGUGGCGAUGACGCGACCAGUGCCUUCUGGCAGGAGAUUUCAUCCAGUCUCAAUCUGUAUGCCAGUCACUAUGACUUCAUCAAACGCACAGCGGAACUGCAUGGUGCCCACUGGUGAUUUCCUAUCAUGAAAAAAGGCACCAGCGAAUGAAGAUGAAAACCCGACUUAAAGAUUUAUCAUUUCAACACAAUUAUUUCGUCUCAGUUAUCAGAACUGAUAGAUAGUCUCCUUUCUAAACUGUGGUACUUGGGUCUUUUCUGUUAUACGGUACAAAAAUAAUAUUUUUCUUAUCUUGAAAUCUGGAUCAUAAUGGUCGAAUCGGAUUGGUUGAAAUUAUUUCCAGCUACAGUUUGUCUGGAUUCUCAAUAAAAACAGUAGCUCAACUAACAAAUUGAAAAAUUUGGGCCGUAUAACAGAAAAAAACCCUGGUACUUUAACCUUUAGCAUUGCAAAUAGUCCCAAAAUUGACACACCGAAACUAAAUGUCUCGCUCUUUUCUAUCUUUUCUGAAAUUAUUGAUGAUUUAUAUGGUCCUGGUCAAUCUAAAAUUAAUAUUGAUUAAAACUUACCUUUCUU